AUGGCAGGCCAUCACGACCCCCGACUUCUCUACUCCAUAGGAGGCAUCAAGGCCUACCACAUUCAAGGCGGCGAGGAAGCUUCGCUCACGCCGUCAGGACCUCAGACACUCUCGCUGUUGAUGGUCCCAACCUCAUCGCCUUUCGCCGAUCUGAGCAACACGCAGGGCCAGCAUGAGGCUCCGGAGGAGGACUUCUACCUUCACCUCAACCUCCCCCCUGAGCUCGACCUACCGCUUCCAGCAACAACACAAAUCUACCAUCAGCCGCCACGAAGCUAUCUUAUUCCACGAUGGGACCUCGGGCCCGACAGUGGAGCGUUCACACGCAUCGAGUUUCCUCCUAUAGGUCGAGGCCCCGGACAGUGCACGCAGGAGGAUAUCGACACGUUCGAGACUAUACUUGCUCAAUGCACAUCCUUCAUGGAGCGUGCCACGGCACCGAAGACGGGGAAGGGGGACAAAUCGUACAACCCCAGUGAUUACAAGCCUGGUGAAGGCUAUGCGAUCGGCACGGGAAAAACGCAUAAUGGCCAAAUCGUCUUGGUCGAUGAAGACAAUGGCAGCGUGGUUGGGGAGCUGGCCGAGGGUGCUCACGUGGUAGAACACCCAGACCUGAAGCAUGGCAGCAAGAAUCCUGUAGAAAUCCAGAUCUCGCAAGACGGGACUCGCAUCGACGUUCGUCCCGUAACCGAAGACUAUCUCGGCAUGGCCAGACACCCGGCUUACAAGGACUCGUCCAUUGUUCAGAACGCGGCAGUCGCUUCCCGUCUGAUCGUCACGAGCUCGGGCUACAUCAGCAGCGUGCUGACCCAGGGAGCCGACAGCUUCACUAAGAAGGUGAAGCCGAAUCCGACGCCCAUGACGUUCCAGCCAGCAACGUACGAGCGCGUGAGGAAGAUGAAUAAUCUGACUCAGGGCGCAGCCGGGAUCUCUGCCAAGACAGUCGGCAAAGCGACCCAGAUCGCACAGAACCUAGGCGCAUCUAUGGCGGGGAAGAACAAAUCUCGGUAUGGAAGGGCGUACGACCAACAUGGGAGGCCUGAUGAGACCUACAAGCCGGGCUUCCUGAACAAGUCGAUGAUCGCUUUCUCUACCAUCAUGGACGGCGUCGAGUACUCUGGCAAGAAUCUCCUUAAAUCAAGUGGCGCCGCCGCGAGCACCAUGGUCGGCCACAAGUACGGUGCAGAAGCUGGAGGGAUUGCUGCCGAGCUUGCUGGCGGUGUUAAGAAUGUUGGACUAGUCUAUAUCGACGUCACUGGCGUCUCACGCCGGGCAGUCAUCAAAUCAGUGGCCAAAGGAAUGGUCGUUGGCAAGGUCAAGGGCGGAGGUGAGAUUGUUGUCGGAGGAGGCGACGGCGGUGUCAUUCCUGAGUCGGACCUCAAGCAAGCAGGUGUCAGCAAUGACAACUUGGGUACAGGAACCUCGAGGAACCAGCACCGUGCGCCGAGUCCCGGAGUGGUAGGCUUCGGCAACGCUGCUCCUCCGUCUUACGGAUCCGGUGUGGGUGAGCCACUGGGUUCCCAGGGCCCUCAGGGUCAGAAUUUGGGCGGCAAACGCUGA
Coniosporium apollinis CBS 100218 is the source of this 1560-nucleotide messenger RNA. RefSeq lists its product as uncharacterized. NCBI's taxonomy places the organism in Eukaryota, Fungi, Ascomycota, Dothideomycetes. The coding region runs from base 1 to 1560 and encodes 519 amino acids. The record is from RefSeq and is a predicted model, not a curated record. Gene Ontology annotation, cellular component: plasma membrane. The transcript has 2 exons. Gene Ontology annotation, biological process: cell division.